Messenger RNA from Pantherophis guttatus, 2068 nucleotides. RefSeq names its product prepronociceptin (gene PNOC). Lineage: Eukaryota; Metazoa; Chordata; Lepidosauria; Squamata; Colubridae. Gene Ontology annotation, molecular function: opioid receptor binding. The record is from RefSeq and is a predicted model, not a curated record. Gene Ontology annotation, biological process: chemical synaptic transmission; sensory perception; neuropeptide signaling pathway. Gene Ontology annotation, cellular component: plasma membrane; neuronal cell body; axon terminus.
GCUGCCUAUAUGACUGUAGGGCUGACAUGAGAUGGAUGUGUGUGUUUUGUGUGCAUGUGUGUGCACAUGUGUCAUUGUUUCAGUUGCUUGAAGUGUGACAAACCCUUUCUGGGAAGGUUUCAUUGGUGGGUACCAAGGGGUAUCCAGCUGUUAGGCAGUGUAUAAGUCAGGUGGCUUCUUCAGAGGGUUGGACUCACCGAUACACAUGUUAAUGGGCUGAGGAGGUGUGUGUGUCUCUCUCUGUGUGCCUUCCCUGUACAUAUAUAAGGGCCACGCUGACAGAGAAACAGUGCAACGUUCGGACAUCAGAAGAAAUCUUGGGAUUCGGAGCACACUGGCAGCUUCCAACGUGACAUCAUGAGGAUGCUAUUGUGGGGGAUCUUGUCAUUCUGCUUGCUGGCCUAUGCCCACGAUGAUUGCCGGAAGGACUGCCUGAACUGCCACAGACAUCUGUACAGCCACCAAGAUGACUUCAGUCUUCUGAUCUGUGUAAUGGAGUGUGAAGGGAAACUGUUUUCCAGUGCUACCUGGGGACUUUGCAAUAAAGUCAUCAGCGAAAAAAGUUCUUUGUCCCUAGACCAUAGUAGCCUGGAAGAAAUGAAAUGGCCACUGGAGAUGUGGGAUGGCAGCCUGAAAGGAGGCAGAAGUAACCUGAAACAUCAUGGUGACCUGACCAGAAUGGUGGAUCUUAGCGAUGGAGAAGAUAAGCAAGUGUCCAAAUUGAGUGGUCUCAUCCGUCAGCCAAAGGCAGAAGAUGACACUAGUGAUGGAAGCCAAACUCCACUUGGGGAUUUACAGGAUCAGCUCAAGAUUCCCAAGAGGGUGGGCGAUUUCCUGAGGGGCCCAUUCAACUAUGGGCAGAUGGAAGAACCUGAGGUGCAAGCGCUCCAAAAACGAUUUGGAGGCUUCAUUGGUGUUCGGAAAUCAGCCCGGAAGUGGCACAACCAGAAAAGGUUCAGUGAAUUCCUGAAGCAGUAUCUGGGAAUGUCCCCACGUUCCGUUGAGUACGAUGGCUUGGCUGAUGACCUGAAGGAACCAAAUGAGAUUUAAACAAAUGAACUUUUCCUGGAUUGUUGUCGUUGUUGUCGUUGUCAUUUCCUUCUCAGAUUAUAAACAUGUUGUGAAUUGAUUUCAGAGCUGCCAUGGCCAAAGAAGCCAACCCCAUUCGUACUAUUCUGCUUUGUCAAUGAUCAGCCAACCAGUCUUAGCAUCGGAAGGGAAGUUCUAUUUUCUUUGAAAUAAAAUUCAGAAUCGCUUUGUGUAAUAAUAUUUCACAAUUUUUACAUUUGUAUGAAUAAAAUUUAAAAAUCUACAUUUAGUAUGGUUAACAUGCUAGAGAGCAGGUAAUGGUAACUCUUUCCUUACUAUUAUAUUACCUUUGUGUUUAGGAAAAAUCAUUUUCAUCGGGGAAGUGGGCUUUCAAAAAUGCAGCCGACUUCAUUCUCACCAGCAGUUUCCAUGGAUCCAAUUCAGAAUCCUAUCAGCCUGUUCUUUAGAAAGAAGACCAAGUUUUGCUUCUGUGCAUUUGUCCCUGGGGUGUUUUUCACCACAUAGGAAGACUGGAUAUGAAACCAGAUUCUAAUUCCUGGUUUAUGACUUACAGGUUUUUUUUAGAACUGAGAUUUAACUAGAAUUUUUUUUUUUAAAAAAAAAACAAUCCCUGAUAUGCUUCCCAUUGGGGUUGACAUCUUUGAUAUGGCAGUACUAUGGUAUUUGUGGUAGUUUCCCAUUUUCUUUCUCUCUCCAUGGCAUGUAUUUUGUCAAGCCUGCUGUCUCCAUGCUGUCAUUUUCAAAGAUGUGUUUUAUUAAUUGCCAGGACCAGGAGCAAGUGAAUUCCUCUUCACUGCUUUCUGCUUUUUAAAAUUUUCAGACAAGACGCAUGAUCGAUAAAGAAAUGAUGUAGCUGGCUUGGGUAUUUUUCCUCUGUUAAUUAUUGAAUGUUAAAUAUCUAAAAAGGGAAACAAAUUCUGUCCUUUUUGAUUUCAGGCACAAAGAUUUCUCCAUUAAACUUGUACAUAGCAAAAAGAAAAAGAAAAGAUUAAUAAAUUAGUUUUCUAUUUCUACUGUA